AUGGCAAAUGGAUUCUCUCCCAAUUACCAAAAUAACAUAUCUCUAAUGGGCAUCAAAACUUACAAACAACGGGUAGGUCUUCUCUACUUACAAAUUUUUGUUGUGUCAUGAUGAGUUAAAAUAAUUUUUCCUCCUUGUUUCAGGAAUUGCUGCCCAACCCCGCGCUGAAGAUGAACUUCAACAAAUGGAAUAUAUUCUGGAGUAUAUGUUUUGUAUCCACAGCAGUCAUAAUAAUCAUUGGUAACUGUCUCUCCAUUUCAGUUCUAUUGAGACGAAGACUUCGUAAGCGACCUCAUUAUCUACUUGCAGAAUUGGCCAUUGCUGAUUUGUUGGUUGGAAUAUUUGCAGUACCUAUACUUAUGAUAACAUCUGUCUCGAAGGAAAGAGUUUUGUCACGUUUCAUCUCUGAUUGCGUAGACAUGUUCACAGGUUUUUGGUCAGUAUUCACCUUGGCCGUAAUCUCUGUUGAAAGGCUUUAUGCUAUAGCACGACCUCUCCACCAUCGACAGCUCUCCUUUAAAAGCUACAUCAUCGCUAUGGUAAUGCCAUGCGUCUUCUCUGUUAUCGUGACAUCAACGAGAGUGUUACUUUAUUUUAGAAUCAUGACAAAACAUCAUUUUGUAGCUGUUAUGAUCAUUAGCUUAUCGACUCCGUUGUUGAUGUCUUUUAUCUCCUACGGCAUCAUCGGGAAUUUGCAGGCUUCCAGACCACAAAGUGACCACAGAGCUAGAAGUAACACUAAGUUAGCUUAUGUACUGCUUUUGAUAACAGGGAUGUUUGUUGUAACGUGGCUACCGUUCCAAAUUUUGGUUAUAGUGUUAAACGUCUGCAUACCCUGUAGGCGUAUCCCUUUAGCGGUUGUAUACGUAAUCAAGCUUCUCCAGUUUAGUAAUUCUUUCAUCAAUUUUAUCAUCUAUUGUUUAAGGAUGCCAACUUAUAGGAACAUAGUUCAUGAAGCUAUUUUGAGAUUGAAAUGUAGCCUUAGAAGGCAACGGCAACUUCACCCUACCACAUUCAAGCAAUCAAAUAUCUCACUUAUUUCCUUCAACAGCACACUCACUUUACAAAACAUAAAACGUUUAUAA
This is a messenger RNA of Pocillopora meandrina, 1085 nucleotides long. The record is from the annotation of a GenBank genome assembly. NCBI's taxonomy places the organism in Eukaryota, Metazoa, Cnidaria, Anthozoa, Scleractinia, Pocilloporidae.